Aphanomyces astaci is the source of this 2164-nucleotide messenger RNA. RefSeq lists its product as hypothetical. NCBI's taxonomy places the organism in Eukaryota, Oomycota, Saprolegniomycetes, Saprolegniales, Verrucalvaceae. The coding region runs from base 36 to 1937 and encodes 633 amino acids. Gene Ontology annotation, molecular function: poly(A) RNA polymerase activity; RNA binding. The transcript has 2 exons. The record is from RefSeq and is a predicted model, not a curated record. Gene Ontology annotation, cellular component: nucleus.
CUUGUGCACACAUUUCUUCUGGAUUCGGCAAGGAUAUGCAAAUGCAGGAGAGCGUGACGACGGCGCCGGGUACCGUGCUCGAGCAAGCGUACAAGCCGAUCCGAAUGACUCCUCCAGAGCCCGUGGACGUCGAACUCAGUGCAAAGCUGGAAGCGUUCAUGGCGAGUCACUUUCCCACCGAGACGGAGAAGAACAUCCAGCGUCGCACGAUGAUCCUGGCCGAGCUGCGGCGCAUCUUCCGGGCAUGGGUGAAGGACGUGUGUCUGCAACGCGGCGUGCUAGAGGAGAUUGCGAACGAAGCUGGGGGUACCGUGCUCGUGUCUGGGUCGUAUCGGUUGGGAGUGAACGAGCCCGGCGCCGAUAUCGAUACGAAUUGCGUCGCGCCCAAGUUUGUCACCCGCGAGGACUUUUUCAGUUCGUUGAAGGAGAUCUUGCUCAAGCACCCCAAGGUGACGAACCUUGUCGCGAUCGAAGGCGCGACGGUGCCGAUCCUCACGUUUGACUACGAGGACAUCAACAUCGAUCUGCAGAUUGCCAUUCUCAACCUCAGUUCGAUCCCAGACAACAUCAACAUCUUGGACGACAACAUCCUCCGCGGCGUGGACUCUGCGACGGAGAAGAGUCUGAACGGCCCGCGCGUCACAGAGCUCAUGAUCAACCUGACGCCGAACCGCAGUAGUUUUAUCGCGGUGCUGCGCAUCGUGCGGCGAUGGGCCAAGCGUCGAGGGUUGUAUUCAAAUAAACUGGGGUAUCUUGGUGGUGUGAAUUGGUGCAUCUUGGUUUGCUUCAUCAACCAGCUGUACCCGACGGCGGCGCCGUCCACGCUACUCCUUCGUUUCUUCAUGGUGUUGUCGCAAUGGAAGUGGCCGUCCGCGAUCCAGCUAUGCAAAACAUAUGACGCCAAGCUCGGCCUCGAGAUUUGGAACGCCAACGUUGGCGGCAACCGCUUCCAGGUGAUGCCCAUCUUGACGCCGGCGUACCCGAGCAUGAACUCGUCGUACAAUGUGUCUGUGCAUUCGCUCAGCGUGAUGAAAGAAGAGUUUGCACGGGGGUAUGCCAUGGUCAAAACGAUCAUCGCGGCGGGCGGCGCAGACUGGGCGCCGCUGUUCGACCCGUCAGAGUACUUUGUGGACCACCAGCAUUACCUUGCCGUGGAAAUGUACGUGGCGGACGCGGCAGACCAGGGCGCAUGGUGUGGCUUUGCCGAGUCGCGGCUACGCAAGUUUAUCGAAUCGCUAGCGUACCACAACCCGCAGCUGUGCCGGCUGCGCGUGUACCCCAAGAAGUUUGAUUUGUGCAGCGAAGACGCUCAAGGCAAGUUUGGGUGUACGUACUUUGUAGCGUUUGACGUGGAUAAGACCAAGCUCCGCGGCAAGGAAGUACGCCUCGAUAGCGCCGUCGAUGACUUUAAACUCAACAGUUUGUACCGAUGGCCCAAGCGGGUGGACGGCAUGGACGUCCGCAUUACAGCGCUCGGGUGGAAGAGCCUGCCCGAAGCUGUGUUUCACGACAUGGGGGGGCUCAAAGCGGCGAAAGAUCAGCGCCAAAAGUACCUCAAACGCAAAAAAGAGGAGCAGGCCAAGGUCGAGGCGGAAGCGGACAAGGCGGCGGCGGCGGCGGCUGCCGUGCUGUCGACGUCGUCUGGGUCGGAGGGGGUGCUGUCACAGCAAGACAGCGAGCUGCAACCGACGGACGAACAACCCCCGGCGACCAGUAGCUCCAAGGACCAAACCAGACCCGCGAUCGUGCUGGACGAACCGACGCCGAUCCCCCCCGCGCCGUCGCCGCUGCUCGUGGCGGCGUCCCCCAGUGCCGAGAAGCGAACGAGAGUGGAUGCCCCCCCGCCGCCCCUGUCGCUCGAGAAGCCGUCGGUCAAGGACGAGUCGCCGCCCAUGCCCAAGCGCCGGAAAAUGAAAAUUUCAUUGGGUGCCAUGUGACUUGACGAGCACAUACAGCUCCAGGGCUCGAUACAACCAAAAACACAAAAAUACUAGUAGUAGAAUCGCUAGGAACACCCUCGAAAAGAAAAAGUACACAAAGAGAGAGGGUGCGAGGAGAUAGAUGGAGGUAGAAACAGACGGCGAUGUGUUGCAUCGUUGCUUGCAAUACAACGAUAGAACGCAAGCGAUUAACACCACGAAAAACCACAUUUACCUCGUUCCCA